AUGGUAAAGCUUACAGUAAAUGAUCUACUAGAAUGUCAAAAUAUAAUCCAAUAUAGACAUACUAAUCUCGUCUGCUUGUUUUCCGCCUUGAUGGUUGACAACCACUUUUGCAUGGUGAUGGAAUACGUAGCAAAUGGCAGUUUAAGAUCAAAAUUGAAGGCAAAGGAUGAAAAUUUAGACUAUUCGGUUAGGCUACAAAUUUGCAGAGGCAUAGCAGAGGGAAUCAAUUAUCUACAUACAGCGUUCAUGACAUAUCUUGUACACAGAGAUAUUAAAUCUGAUAAUAUAUUGCUUACGGAAGACUAUACUCCCAAAAUAUGCGAUUUCGGCCUGGCAAAAAUAUUAUCUGCAAGAAUAGAUCAUGGAAAUAGUGCUAUAUUUACUGAAACUAUAUGUGGGACUGAACCUUACUUACCUCCAGAAUCAUUUCAAGGAAUAGUCUCACGGCGUUUUGAUGUCUAUAGCUAUGGAGUUGUGUUACUAGAAAUUAUAUCAGGAAAACCAGCAACCUUUAGUGAUCUGGAAGGGUGUCGCUUCUUGGCCAAUUACUUUCUUCAUUGUUACAAUCAUGAUAAAUCAACGUUUCCAAUCGCUGAAACGGCUUCUUGGCCUAAUAAUAUUAAAAAAAAACUAAUGAAACUUGCAAAGAACUGUCUAAAGCGCAAUUACAGAGACAGACCUCAAAUGGAUAAGGUGACUACUAAACUUGCAAAGAUCAAUUUAAUGCAAGAUAAUUCUCCUGACAGUAAACUGACAAGGUUCUUCUCGCGCAUUUAA
Messenger RNA from Trichoplax adhaerens, 777 nucleotides. RefSeq lists its product as uncharacterized. The record is from RefSeq and is a predicted model, not a curated record. Gene Ontology annotation, biological process: protein phosphorylation. The transcript has 6 exons. Bases 1 to 777 code for a protein of 258 amino acids. Gene Ontology annotation, molecular function: ATP binding; protein kinase activity. Lineage: Eukaryota; Metazoa; Placozoa; Uniplacotomia; Trichoplacea; Trichoplacidae.